Molecule: messenger RNA, 4272 nt
Organism: Blastomyces gilchristii SLH14081
Lineage: Eukaryota; Fungi; Ascomycota; Eurotiomycetes; Onygenales; Ajellomycetaceae
Product: chitinase
Exons: 4
Coding region: 1-2457 (818 amino acids)
Biological process (GO): carbohydrate metabolic process
Cellular component (GO): extracellular region
Molecular function (GO): chitinase activity
Source: RefSeq, a predicted model, not a curated record
AUGGCGUUCAAAUCCUUUUUGACGGCCGGAAUGGCCGUGUCCUCUCUUUUGGCUUCGUCCACUUCCGCUUUUGACUUAAACUCCAAGACAAACCUUGCGGUGUACUAUGGUCAAGGUCCCUACCAACAGCGCUUGGCGCAUUUCUGUCAGCAAACUUCGAUGGACAUCAUCCCGAUAGGAUUCGUCCAUAUCUUCCCGGAACAAGGCAAAGGUGGUUACCCAGGCUCGAAUUUCGGGAACCAGUGCUCAUCAGAGGUGUAUUUGAACGAGGAUGGUGUCCCAACGGAACUUCUUAAAGACUGCCGCCAGAUUGCAGAGGACAUUCCUAUUUGCCAAGCUGCCGGAAAAAAGAUCCUGCUUUCACUGGGUGGUGCGACCUCUAGGUAUGAACUCAAUACCCUGCGAUCCGCUCUUGAUUUUUCCGAUUUCCUCUGGGGUGCUUUCGGUCCCAAGACGGCUGCAUGGGGUAAUAAACCUCGUCCGUUGGGCGAUGUUGUUGUUGAUGGGUUUGAUUUCGACAUAGAGCAUAAUGGCGAUUAUGGCUAUGCUACAAUGGUUGAUCGGCUACGAUAUCGCUUCAAGGAGGACUCGAAGAGGAAAUAUUACAUUUCCGCUGCACCGCAAUGUCCCCCCGAUGACAAACAGCUGGCAGUGCCAAUUAUGAAAUCGUACUUCGAUUUCAUCUUUGUUCAGUUUUAUAACACCUACUAUUGCUCCGCGAGAAGCUGGGUCUCGAAUCCUAGAACUUCUGCCUUCUCCUUCGAUGACUGGGUGAAAGUCAUUAAGCGCAGCCCCAACCCUUCUGCAAGAAUCUAUCUUGGCUUGUUAGCUAGCGUAACUGCUACUACUGCUAGUGACAUAUAUUAUCUCACACCGGAGGAGGCAACACACUCUGAAAACAACCAAAUCAAUGGUAAGAGCUACGCGGAUCACAUGAAGAGGGUCUUAUACGAGCUCUCUCCCCCUCCUCCAACAACAUCGUCCACCAAAACCAGCACCUCGACUUCGUCUUACCCUGCCAGCUCCUCCGAAAUCCCUUAUCCUAGCACCACAGAGACCCCUUAUCCUAGUACCACAGAGACCCCUUAUCCUAGCACUACGGAGACCCCGUCUCCUACCGAGACCGGGACGGCUUAUCCCAGCACCACGGAGACCACUUCUCCUCCUGAAACCGAGACGGUCUUCCCCACUGUCGAUCCGACUGAUACUGAGACCAUUUACCCAACUGUCGACCCUACCGGCACUGAGACUGUGUAUCCUACUGAAACUGUGUAUCCUACCGAGACUGUCUAUCCUAGUGAGACUGUUUAUCCUACCAUUGAUCCUACCGGCACUGAGACUUUGUAUCCUACUGAGACUGUCUAUCCCACUGUCGACCCUACCGGCACUGAGACUCUGUAUCCUACUGUUGAUCCUACCAGCACUGAGACCAUUUACCCAACUGUCGACCCUACCGGCACUGAGACUGUGUAUCCUACUGAAACUGUGUAUCCUACCGAGACUGUCUAUCCUAGUGAGACUGUUUAUCCUACCAUUGAUCCUACCGGCACUGAGACUUUGUAUCCUACUGAGACUGUCUAUCCCACUGUCGACCCUACCGGCACUGAAACUGUGUAUCCUACUGAGACUCUCUAUCCCACCGUUGACCCUACCGGCACUGAGACUGUCUAUCCCACUGUCGACCCUACCGGCACUGGGACUGUCUAUCCCACUGUCGACCCUACCGGCACUGGGACUCUCUAUCCAACUGUCGACCCUACCGGCACUGAGACUGUCUAUCCUACUGUCGACCCUACGGGCACUGAGACUAUCGACCCUACUGUCCACCCGACUGACACUGAGAGUGACUGCCCUGAAACACCCUACCCGACUGAGACCGUGUAUCCAACUCUCACCGAGACAGUCUCCCCUACCGCCUAUCCCACUGACGUCUACCCUACUGAUACAGAGACGGCCUACCCUUCCGACACUGAGUCUGUAUAUCCUACACACACCUCAAUCACCAUCUCAAAAUACCCCUCAGAUCCAGCACCUACGACAAUCACCACAGUAAUCACUACCACCUACACCACGGUUUGCCCGACGGGAUAUACCACAAUCACAGCCACAUACACUACAACGUACUGUCCAGGAACAGGGUGUGGCUCAACCUCGUCUAGUGUUGGGCCAACUGCACCACCGCCAGUUUCCCCCGGCUACCCUGCCGAAACCCCUCCGGCUGGCGGGUACCCUUCAACUUUCUCAACCGAACAUUGUGGCGGAGACGGAUGUCCGUCUCAGACUCCACCCGCUCCUUCAGGUCCAGCAGCCAGCUACCCAGGCGCCUCUGGAUCAGGAGUCCACCCGACAAGCCCGUCACCACCAGACUACAUAGGAAGUGCUCCGGCAACAUCCUUGAGCGGAAAGUGGCUCCUGACCUUAGCCGUUGGUGUCUGUGCUUUCUUCUUCAGCAUGUAAUUAUUUGUCCUUCGGACUUUUACUUCGUUUCUCUUUUCUUAAGUGUUGGUUUGCAUGUCAGAAAGCUCUGACUCUGCAACGAGCAUUGAAGAUAGUUUUACAUUUAUAUACACCUUUUUUGGACAUGAUGAUGAACUUUGUGUAAUUUUUCUCACUAGAUUCGCCUGACAUAAUUUAACUGAAACUUUUCCAUUUGUGUUGAUAGUACGCUGCAAACGUCUGGCUAUUAUCAAAUUCCUUAAAGCUCACUCACUAUCGUAUCCCUUGCGAGUACAGUGAUGCAUCCACCUGGCUGACUCGACUAGGGUGGCCCUAAUUUUCAUACGACCUUUAUCCUGUAAAGAACAAGAUAAAAUCGCACACGAACUAUACCACGAAUUUUAGCGAAGGUGGCAUGAGAAAUCAAACAUUUGAAAUAAGUAUCUUUGAAAAUACUAGUGAGGUAAUAUACCAUAGAAGAAUAAAAAGACAAGUGGAGAGGGUAUAUAUGAGCGGAGAUGAGAUCAAGCUCAACGGGCAUUCUCUUUUUUAUCCCCUAUCUACCUUUGCAUCCUUUGCUAAACCUCCCACUUCUCAAAAAUGGAAUCUGAACACCAACAACAUCCCUACUCUCUUCUUCAAGGAUGAAAACAACCUUAUCCACCCCCUGUCCACCGUACGUCAACAAGUCCGCCAGCUGCCAUGAAUCGCAGGUAUCCACCAGCGCGCCUUGGGCAGGAAGAUCUGACAUCCUCUUGUUAUCUUGGGGCACCGUACCGUACCCAUAGCUCGCGCUGCUCUCCAUCAUUAUUGUUAUUCCAUCAUCUUGUUUUGCUUUAUCCAUUUGUGGCCUGCUUUCUUUCCCGUUCUGGCCUGGCUUCCUAUGACUCUGUCACAGUUCUCAAUAUCAAUAUUUGUCAUUUGUAGUAACUGCCUUGUGCAGGUAAUGUACAUUCACGUACAUGUACAUCCAAUUUCUUGCAUAAUUGUAGAAGUAGGAACAUUCUCCUCUAAGCACACCAUCUCAUUGUAUAAGCUUAACCUUCUGUUGAUCAUUUCAAGGUGGGAAGUCGGCAUAUUACCAAAGAGAGGUGGGGAGAGAGAUGACUGUUUUCUUUCCUACUGGGGCCCCUGCUCCUUGCGAAUACCAUCAAAUCUUCCUUAAAAACCCAAGCAACGAAAGUUCUGUACAUAUCCGCAACUUACUGGCUGUUUCCAGACCUGAUAUGAACAUGUACAUGCAAAUAGUAGUUUCUAAGUUUCGAGACGCUUAGUGUUUCAACAUACCCAUCUCUUCAGGAUCGAUCUCCUUUCUUCCAGCUCAUUGCAACAGGCACAUUUGGUAUGGCUAGGGGGGUUACCGCGUUGAUCAUGCGCGCACCACGGACAGCCUGUGGGAGACAGGCCUAUUUGAGCUGGACUGGAUUGCGCCAUCCUAUAUUCUUUGCAGAGAUGAUCCCCGGCUAGCUGGCAAGAUGGGUACUGAAAGAAUAGCCUACAAGCUUUGUUAGCCGGGAGACCUUGGAGGGGUGAAAGGGAACUGAGGAAGGUAGCUGAUAGACAUGUGGCGGGUUCAGUCUCAGCCUGGUGAUUGGGACGGGUUGUUGAGCUUGGAGGGGAACGAUAGACGUUAAGAGUUGGGUUUUCCCCCUACAUGCAUGUUUAUCAAUCAGGCGGGAAAAUUGGGAAAGGAAGUGAAAACUUUUCCUCUCUGGGAAUAUAGCAUGUGGAAGGGCAGAUAAUUAUUCAAUCUUGUGAAUCUUCUUUAUUUCUUAAUUAAGUAUAUCUAAAUUAUAUGUUAUAACAUUGAGCCCCAUGUAAUAGAGGACAACAAAC